AAGUAUUCUUAACCCACACAGAGCUAUAAUAGCUAGAAUAAUGGCUUCUUCCAGCACUCAUAUCCCCCUCCUCACAUUCACAUUCACAAUAGCUCUUCUCUUGGUUUCAUGCAUGUCACAAUCACCCAAACCCCGUCCCUUGGUCUUACCCAUAGGAAAAGACCCCAAAACCAACCUCUUCUACACUUCACUCGGCAUAGGAACACCCCGACACGACAUGGAGCUAACCAUUGACCUAGGAGGACCAUUCCUAUGGUACGACUGCGACAACAGCUACAACUCUUCAACCUACCACCCCGUCCCAUGCCAAUCCAAAAACUGCCCCGGAGACGCUGCAUGCACCGGCUGCACCGCUGGCCCUUUCAAACCUGGUUGCUCAAACAACACGUGCGGAGCCUUCUUAAUAAACCCCUACGCCGAUGCUAUCUUCAGCGGCGACUUAGGCCAGGAUGUCGUCUUCCUCUCUAACUCCUCAUCACCACUCUCUCCGAUACUCUCCGCAUGCACUCCCGCCGAUGGAAGUUGGCUUCUAAACAACUUAACCCAAAACAGUAAAGGGAUAUUAGGCAUCGCAAGGACACAACUUGCGUUACCAACGCAGCUUUCACUCUCUCGUAAGCUUCCUCGCAAGUUUGCCCUAUGUUUACCAUCAUCAAACAAGAAAGGGCUUGGUACCCUCUUCUUUGCUGGGGCACCACGUGUUUCUUUUCCACUUCAAAAUACUUCUCUCAUUGUUAACCCCUUCAGCACCGCUCCCAUCUUCACUGAAGGCGACCCCUCUUACGAAUACUUCAUAGCUGUGAAAUUGAUCAGCGUUGGUGGCCGAGUUCUCAGCUUUAAGCCUUCCCUUCUUUCCAUUGACAACAAGGGACACGGUGGGACCAAAAUCAGCACUAUGAAUCCCUUCACCGUGCUGCAUAGUGCCAUAUUCAAACCCCUUGUUAGGGAGUUUUCCAAGAGGGCUUCUGAUAGGAAGAUUAAGAAAGUGGCGUCGGUGGCACCGUUUGGAGCGUGUUUUGAUUUCAGCACCAUUGGUAGGAACGUUACGGGACUUGAUGUGCCGGUGGUUGAGUUGGGCCUGGAAGGGGGAGCGCAGUGGAGAAUUUAUGGUGGGAAUUCGAUGGUUUUGGUGAACAAAAAGGUGGCGUGUCUUGGAUUUGUGGACGGAGGGCAAGAGACAAAGACAUCGGUUGUUAUUGGUGGGCUUCAAUUGGAGGACAAUCUUUUGGAGUUCGAUUUAGUUUCAUCCAAACUAAGCUUCACCUCCUCCCUCCUCCUUCAUAAUGCAAGAUGCUCUCACUUCACAAGCUAAUAAUUUCUUUUCGCAUAUUCAACUGGGUGUGAUGAUGAGUUUAGUUAAUUGACUUCUAUAUGUAUGGCUGAAAAUUAAUACAGCAUGUUUUCCUUUAACUGAUUUUGGAAAUUUGAGCAGUUGUGUUGUGAAUGUUGAUAAUAAAAGAACAUGUGUAAUGAAGUUUAUUCAGUUCUGUACACGUAUACUUUGUAUUUACUCGCACAAUAAAAUAAUGUCAAAUUAUG
Messenger RNA from Cajanus cajan (pigeon pea), 1539 nucleotides. Its product is annotated as putative aspartic proteinase GIP2. Gene Ontology annotation, biological process: proteolysis. The record is from RefSeq and is a predicted model, not a curated record. Gene Ontology annotation, molecular function: aspartic-type endopeptidase activity. NCBI's taxonomy places the organism in Eukaryota, Viridiplantae, Streptophyta, Magnoliopsida, Fabales, Fabaceae.